Molecule: messenger RNA, 813 nt
Organism: Nematolebias whitei (Rio pearlfish)
Lineage: Eukaryota; Metazoa; Chordata; Actinopteri; Cyprinodontiformes; Rivulidae
Product: thy-1 membrane glycoprotein
Exons: 4
Coding region: 122-583 (153 amino acids)
Source: RefSeq, a predicted model, not a curated record
AUGAUGUUCUGCAGUGCUGCUCGCUGAAGGAGGCUGCCAGCUGCUGUUUACCUCCAGAACCAGAGCAGGAAAGAGCUGCGUCAUUCAGCCUCGACUGGAGUUGGAUGUGCACUCCUCCAUCAUGCUCAGCUCUCUGUUUGUCUGUGGAGUUCUAGGAGUGCUGCUGGUCCUGGUCCCGGCUCAGUCCGAGCGGAUCUCCGUCUGCACUGAGGAUGACAACGACCUGAGAGUGGACUGUCGGAUCGAGCCCAAGCCCAACAAAAUCACCAGCUACGAGUUUUCCUGGUCAUCAGGAACCAAGGAGGCCAUCAUUAACACGAAUGUGUCCGGUUCAGCUGCACAGGCGCAGUUCAGAGACAAGAGUCAGGUGGUGGAGCUGGACCCUCACGGCUACAGAAUGAGCCUGACGGGCUUCACGGACCAGCUCCCACACAACACCACCUACAUGUGCAAAAUAUCUGGGCAGAUUGAAAGUGUCACUGUGGAGAGAGAUCGACUCCUACCAUGUUCGGCUGUGAGCUUGUUUCUGAAGAACUCCUGGUCCUGGAUCGCUUGUCUGCUUCUCUGCCACACACACAGCUGAGCACACCUGUGCACACCUGUCGUCAUACGCAAACAUCUACAAAAAGCUUUCAGUUUAUCUGCCAUUAUUAUGUUCUCUAACAGUAUUAAAUAACUAAUAAUUGAAGGGAAGAAAAGUGUAAAAGGCUUUUUGCUUUGCAGCUGCACAUGAUCGACGUGGUUUCAUGUAAAAGGGAAACACUUAAACACUGUGUUUGGACAAUGGUUUUCAAUAAAGGGAUGCUUUCAAAA